GGAAUCUACGAGUUGCUUUGUAUCUACAGCGUCCUAACUUCAACCAUUGACAAAUCACGCGUCGUCUGAUGUUCAGAUGUCUUCUAAGCCCCGCCCAUGAGGGGUGCUACGUCUCAUAUCACCGCAGCACUUCUUCGCUGGUCAUCUGCUCAGUAACGAAAUGAAAUCACAAAACGUUGCCUCUUUGAAUCUCUUGCCUUCUGCUUUACCUAUCGGCUCUUAUUCGGAUACCUGUGUUACCAUGGCUUCCUAUCCAACACUGCCUAUCCAGCAGCUAUUGCCUUUCAAUUUUCUUCUAAACCCUUCGAUGUUAUCGUCAUUUCUACCUCCUCUCCCAGACCAUCUUACAUCUGCCUCCCAAUCUCCCUUUGGCUCCCAGCAAACACCCGCAUCACAGCCAAACCUGGGCCAUCUUUUCGAUUCUGCUCCCGAAUGCUACUCACACUCUAGCGAAUGCUCUCAAACUACGGAAUCUGGCAUGUCAUCGCCGAGAAACCCCUCUCCUGUGCGGGUCUCCUCAGCUGAAAGCAGUACCACUACAUCCAGAAUUCGUCGUGGUCGACCACAACAAGACAUUAGCGACGAUGACGACCCAACCAGUCAAAAACGACGUCAUCGUCGUCUCUACGCUAGACAAUAUCGAGCCCAAAUGAGACACAAAGUCGACGAAGUAAAAGUAUUAUCCGCAAAACUAGAAGAGAUGCAACGCGUUGUUGAGCGCUUGGAAGCCGCUCUUGAAAGUGAACGACGCGAGCAUCAACAGAAAACACUACUGCUGAACUCUAUGAUCCAAUCAAAACUGCUGCUUUGAGCAAAUCAAUUGUUUUGUACAUAAUAUUCCAUUGAUUUUUUCUUAACAAAACAGGUACACAGUAUCUCCCAUAAUCACUUGUAUUUCACAUAAUCAUACUAAUAAACAUUCAUAUACA
Cylicocyclus nassatus is the source of this 929-nucleotide messenger RNA. NCBI's taxonomy places the organism in Eukaryota, Metazoa, Nematoda, Chromadorea, Rhabditida, Strongylidae. The record is from the annotation of a GenBank genome assembly.